Molecule: messenger RNA, 1703 nt
Organism: Rhagoletis zephyria (snowberry fruit fly)
Lineage: Eukaryota; Metazoa; Arthropoda; Insecta; Diptera; Tephritidae
Product: peptidyl-prolyl cis-trans isomerase CWC27 homolog
Biological process (GO): protein peptidyl-prolyl isomerization; protein folding
Cellular component (GO): catalytic step 2 spliceosome
Molecular function (GO): peptidyl-prolyl cis-trans isomerase activity
Source: RefSeq, a predicted model, not a curated record
CACAGAACGUAAUUUACAAGGCGAAUUCGUUUUUACGUUCUUCGCAGCUGCCAAUUCAGUAAACAUUUCAGUCUGGCGCUGUUUAUAAAUAUUUUAUACAGUUUUACAAAAGACUACACAAAUUUUUAACUAAUCUGUAGGUGAACUAAAGAAUCCAUGAGUAACAUUUACAUACAAGAGCCGCCCACUUCGGGAAAGGUACUUCUGAAGACUACAGUGGGUGAUAUAGAUAUAGAGCUUUGGUCGCGAGAAUGUCCCAAAGCAUGCCGCAAUUUCAUACAGCUAUGCAUGGAAGGCUAUUACAAUGGAACAAUAUUUCACCGUGUCGUCAAGGGCUUUAUUGUUCAAGGCGGGGAUCCCAGCGGCGACGGCAGUGGCGGAGAAUCCAUCUACGGGCAUCCAUUUAAGGAUGAAUUUCAUUCUCGCUUACGUUAUGCUCGACGCGGCCUGGUUGGCAUGGCGAACGCAGAUAAAGAUGACAAUGGCUCACAGUUUUUCUUUACCAUGGCCGCUACACCAGAACUGCAAAAUAAAAACACGCUUUUCGGCAAAGUGACCGGAGACACUGUCUACAAUAUGUUGAAAUUGGAAGACGGCUUAGUCGAUCACAAUGAGCGGCCUAUGUAUCCCCAAAAAAUUUUGCGUACCGAAAUAUUGAACAAUCCUUUUGAUGAUAUAGUUCCGCGCAAGGUGGCAAAAGAGAAUAAAAAAGAGAAAAACAAAAAGCGCGAAAAGGGUGUUAAGAAUUUUGGACUGCUCUCUUUUGGCGUGGAGGCUGAGGAGGAUGAAGAGGAAACGAAUCAAUUUGUGCAGAAAAAUGCUGGGAAGGCUAAAUCGAUGCAUGACGUUGUUGACGAUCCCAAACUGAGUAAAGAUGCAUUGCGAAUCGAAAACACAGCUAGUGUAAGUUCUGAUGAUGAAGAAGCUUUAGAAGAAGAACGCCGAUUAACGCGUAUCAAAAAAGAGCCACUCGGUGAUGAAGAUGUGGAGGAACGUAAGAAACGCAUAAAAGAGAAGCUACAACCAACAGCCAGUACAUCAAAAAAAGCGCCAAAAACAGAAACCGUACAAAUAAAAACCGAAAUCUCCGACUCUGAUGAAGACGUGCUAAUGACCCAAGAGCAGGAACAGAAAAUAAAAAACCAGAAGAAGAAGGAUGAAAUUCGCAAAGAGAUUCUCAACCUUAAAAAGCAAUAUCAAACAGAAAAGAGGGAACGUGAAAAAAUUGAUGAGAAAAAGCCUGAGAAAAGCGGCAAUGUUGAAUUGCAUGCUAACGCGAAAGACAAUGAAUUUAUACAGAAUUUUAUCGAGGAAAAGGAGAAAUAUAGCAGUCUAAAAUCAAAGAUUCCAAAGAAGGGUGCUAGCCGGGAAGACUUUACUUUAAGCUUACUUUCGAAAUUUCGCAAUAAAUUAGAUGCGCUAAAACAAAAACAAGCCGAAUCGAAUGAGAGCAAAGAGCUCGUUGACGACGUCAUUGUAGAGAAAGAAAUUCAAGGAGACGAUUGGUUGGCGCACACAUUGAAGUUUGACGAAGCCGCGCCUAUAUUAGCUAAAGACGCAUCUACCAAAGGUGAUGAUUGGUAUGAUGCAUACGAUCCUCGAAAUCCAUUAAAUAAACGAAAAAGAGGGGAGGGCAGUAGAAGUGGAGGCAGCAGUAGUAGUACAAAACGUCGAAAAUAAAAUGUUGUACUGCACAAUUUUUG